Bursaphelenchus okinawaensis is the source of this 1583-nucleotide messenger RNA. Lineage: Eukaryota; Metazoa; Nematoda; Chromadorea; Rhabditida; Aphelenchoididae. The record is from the annotation of a GenBank genome assembly.
AUGCCCUUUCCCCAAGCCAAAUACCAUACCUCUUCCCCAACCCAAACAUGGUUCGUACGAUCUGCUUCUGUAGCUUUUAUACGUCGAAGGGUUGCGGAAAGUCACGUAGGCAUCGGGGGGUUUCAUGGGUGGGUAAACUUUGUGCAUUGAUUUGUUUUCGAUUUGGGUUUGUCACGAAAAUCGACUGCGAACGAUUCUGAUUCAGGCGAAAUAGCGGGCGAAACGAAGAGAGCACAGAAAAUAGAACGCGAAAUGAAGAGAACGUUAGAGAAGGAAGAGAUUGCAAAAGUCACGUAGAAAGUUUGAUGGGUUUGUCAAGAUUAUGGUAGUUGGAACAACAUUACACACGUUCGCUGUUCAUUGCUUAAGGUUAUGUGUGUUGAAGGCAUGGGGAAUAUGGGGUGUUUUGAUUGUUUUGUCAUAUGAAGAUGGGUAUGGUGAGGGGGGGGAGGGGUGAAAGUGGAGGGGGCGGGGUAAAAAAUUAAGGGGGGGGGGGGGAAAGUAAAAGUGGUAAAAAAGGAGGAAGUAGAGAGAACCAAGGGUAAACAGGGAAAGAAGGAGUAAAAAAGGGCAAGUUUAAAAAUUUAGGGGGUAGGGUUAGAGAGGAAAAAGGGUAAAAAGAAGAGGGAGGGGUAAAAAAGGGCAGGGAUGCAGGUAAGUUUCUUUACAAAAAAUGGCAAGAACUUUCUUUACAUAACGUUAAAUAAAAUUUUAAGUCUUUACCAAAGAUCUUUUUAACUUACCCAAAACCCCCUUUUCAACAUAAGUUUGUGUCGUUAACAAACUACAGCGUUAAUACGGUACCCUCGAAUAAACCUAUCACAAUGCACAGACGACAUCGCUGUAACAAUCAAAGCAAUACAAUUUUAGCGACCUUGCCGGUCUCCCUUUAUGUCAAUGUUUAAUAUAAAUUAAGGGCUAUUUUUAAAACCAAAUGUCCUGAUAUUAAACUAUUGCUCAACAAAGUCUAACUUAUGAAAAACUAGCCCUAGUCUAGAGCCCUAGCCCAGAGCCCUAGCCCUAGCCCUAACCCAGAGCCCUAGCCCAAAGCUUUAGCCCAGAACACUAGCCCAGAGUCUUAGCCCGGAGCUGUAGUACUAGUCCUAGCCGAACCCUGUGAUCACGCCCUUGCUCAUGCUAACCACUAUGUCCAUGUACAUGCCCCAGCUUAUGCUCUAGUCUAUGCUCAAGCACUAGAAAUAGCCCAUUAUUUAGCCCUAGAAAUAGUCUUAGCCUUAGCCCAUGCCAUGCCCAUAUACAUGCUCUAGACUAGGUUCUAGAUUACCAAGCCUUAAUACAUGAUCUAACUUAGCUAUAGCGUUUGCCCUAGCCCAGCCCAGCCCAGCCCAGCCCAGCCCAGCCCAGCCCAGCCCAGCCCAGCCCAGCCCAGCCCAGCCCAGCCCAGCCCAGCCCAGCCCAGCCCAGCCCAGCCCAGCCCAGCCCAGCCCAGCCCAGCCCAGCCCAGCCUAGCCCAGCCCAGCCCAGCCCAGCCCAGCCCAGCCCAGCCCAGCCCAGCCCAGCCCAGCCCAGCCCAGCCUAGCCCAGCCCAGCUCAGCCCACCACAGCCCAAGCCCCUGGCCUAG